This is a messenger RNA of Tetrapisispora phaffii CBS 4417, 570 nucleotides long. Its product is annotated as peroxiredoxin family protein. NCBI's taxonomy places the organism in Eukaryota, Fungi, Ascomycota, Saccharomycetes, Saccharomycetales, Saccharomycetaceae. Gene Ontology annotation, cellular component: cytosol; cytoplasm; peroxisome. The coding region runs from base 1 to 570 and encodes 189 amino acids. Gene Ontology annotation, molecular function: thioredoxin peroxidase activity. Gene Ontology annotation, biological process: cell redox homeostasis; hydrogen peroxide catabolic process; cellular response to oxidative stress. The record is from RefSeq and is a predicted model, not a curated record. The transcript has a single exon.
AUGUUUAGAAACAAUAUUGUAAAUUUCAGAACAUCCCUAAAGACUCUCACAAGAGUUCAACGUGGAUUUAAAACUACAUGCGUAGCAUCUUUUAAGGAAGGGAGCAAAAUUCCUGAAGGUUAUGUCGGAGUUUAUGAGAAUUCUCCAGGUAAUCCAUUUGACAUCGGAAAGGCUACCUCUAAAGGGAAAUAUAUUGUUGUAGGAUUACCUGCGGCCUUCUCUCCUGCUUGUUCCUCCUCACAUGUUCCUGGCUUUAUAGAACAUUUACCUGAGUUAAAAGCCAAGGGGGUUAAGCAAGUGAUCGUUGCAACGGUAAAUGAUUCAUUUGUAACCAAGGCAUGGGCAGAAUCAUUACAGACUCCAGAAGAUAUACGAAUCAUUGCUGAUACACAAGGUGAUUUCGCCAGAAAAGGUGGCUACCUCUUCGACUCCAAGAAUAUUUUUGGAAACGACCGUUCAAUCAGGUAUGCUCUGAUUGUUGAAGAUGGCAAAGUCAUUAAAGAAUUCUGCGAACCAGAUAAAACAGGUUUAAAGGUGUCGUCAGCAGCUAACGUUCUGAAAUAUUUAUAA